GAUGCGACGCAUGUCCACAGCCCCACAGGCGGCCAAGGGAUGAAUAGUGGCCUAAUCGACGCGCCCUGCUUUCUCGACGCUCUCAGCCUCGCCAGCAAAGGCGUGGCAUGUCCCAGCCUCCUAGAAUCCUACACGGCAGAGCGUGUCCCGGUUAUCAGGGGUACGCUCGGGUUGACCACAGACACGCUCGGCGAGACGCUUGCAAAAACAGAGGAAGGGUGGAACCGCGGGAGCAAGUACUUCCAACUUGAUGUGAACUAUCGCGGGAGCCCGGUAGUGCUCGAAGAGCGUGGCGAAGAUGUGCCAGCGCCCGCGCCGGGCGUCUACACUUAUAGGACACUGGGAAGAGAUCAGGCUGGAGAUAGGGCGCCCGACGCGCCCCCGUUGCCCGACGUGAACGGCAGUGCCGGGCUUCUGACGAAUCUCUUCAGCUUCUUUAAGAUCGCGAAGCACACCGUUCUUAUUUUCACUGCCUCCGUCUCGUCCGCUGACGCGGUGGUCGACGCGCUGCGCGAGUAUCCCACGGAUCUGGUGCAAUCCGUCGCCAUCCUCCCUGCGACAUUCUCCGUGUGCGCAGAUAAGGCGCUCCCGAAGGCGGACUUCCUGGUCAAGGAUACUGACAGGCACGCGUACGAGGGGUAUUUGGUGAAUCCGGUGAAGGCAGAGACGACGAUAAUUAUCGUCCACCCUGACACCUUUGUCGGUUCCGCCGGAAGUGGGGUGGGCAAUGUGAAGGGGUAUUUCAGUCGGAUAUUUGCUUAG
Messenger RNA from Gloeophyllum trabeum ATCC 11539, 762 nucleotides. RefSeq lists its product as uncharacterized. The record is from RefSeq and is a predicted model, not a curated record. The transcript has 2 exons. Lineage: Eukaryota; Fungi; Basidiomycota; Agaricomycetes; Gloeophyllales; Gloeophyllaceae. Gene Ontology annotation, molecular function: FAD binding. The annotation marks the transcript as partial.